GCAUCAACCGCAUUUUGAAGAUUCCACUGUAAAACGUCAAGUUACCCGCAUGAUGGAUGUAAACAAACUAAACGCGUUGUAAAAUGCAGGCAGAGUGUUCAAAAAAGUUUUAAAGUUUUUCCUGUUUUACAACCAUAGUUCUUUGAGUAAAAUUUCCAAAAAAUGUUACGGAGAUUGUUAGUGGCACGUAGUGCACUAUGUUCGUCAGUGAAACAUCUAAAUGCUGUUCAGCCGCGAAGCAAGCCUAGUCAAAGCACUUUGCCCAUCGUGCUCUUGCGAAGAAGUUACGCAAAUCUACCAAAUAACCAGGUAUUUCGUCCGGUAACAGCUGAGGAGUCCGAAGGUGAUACCGAUGACGUGCCAUCGAUCGACGAUGAUAAGAAACGCAAGAUCCUCGCGCUGGAGAUGGAAGUAAUGCGCCAGGAAGGUCGAAAGGUCCCCACGCCGGAAAAAAUCAAGGAGGAAAACUGGCAGCAUUUGCUGAAAUUACGUUCCAGGAACCAGCGCCGGCAGUACUACCUGUAUCUGUGGAACAUCGAGAUGGCGAAGGAAAGCAAGCGUAUCAAGAAGGAGCAGAAGCGAAUUGAAGUCGCCAAACGAAAGGAGGAGCUUACGCAGGCGAAUGCCGAAAAUGACCAUCUGGUCUACGGGCUGUUCCACAAUACGAUGUUUCUGCGGAUAUACGACUCGACGAUGGACCACUGGCACAAUAAUAAAUUGGUGCAAGCGAUGCAGUUUGGGCAGAACCUGGUGAUUGACUGUUCGUACGAUGAUUACAUGAACGACAAGGAGAUGAGAAAUACCGCCAAACAAUUGAUGCUUUGCUUUGCCUUGAAUCGUAUGCACAACGAGCCGUUCAAUGUGCAUCACUGCAAUGCGAAUUUCCACAAAAUGACAAUGAAAACUCUCGAAAAGGGCCUGGUGCAAAUCCGCGACGCAGCGUUCCCAUUCAACGUUACAGAGAAGAGCUAUCUGGAUUUGUUUCCCAAGGAAAAGCUGGUCUACUUAACGCCCCAUUGUAAAAACGAUCUCACGGAGUUUAACCCGGACGACAUCUACAUCGUGGGUGCCAUGGUGGACAAGUCGUCACAGGAGGCGGUCUCGUUGGGAAAGGCCAAGAAGGAGGGCUUGCGGAUGGCACGGCUACCGCUGGACAGGUACUUCCAGUUCAAGAGCGGUAAAUCCUUGACGAUAGACCAAAUGCUCCAGAUUCUGAUGGAAUUGAAGACUUCCAAUGAUUUCGAGAAGGCUUUCGAACAUGUCCCCAGGCGGAAAAUUGUGCCACUUGAUGAACAGCAGUUGGAUAUACAGCAGCGGCUCAAAGAGAAGAAACAACUGGGAAAGUUUAAGUUUAGCAUGGGCAGCUUUUCGGAUCGAAAGUACAAGAAGCGGUAAGGUGGUUCGGGGGGAACAGAGUGGGUCACAUUGUAUUUAGAACGAACAGGAUGAUGUAAUAAAAUAGUUGCUUUAGACUAACCUGAA
Molecule: messenger RNA, 1482 nt
Organism: Aedes albopictus (Asian tiger mosquito)
Lineage: Eukaryota; Metazoa; Arthropoda; Insecta; Diptera; Culicidae
Gene: rswl
Product: mitochondrial ribonuclease P protein 1 homolog
Exons: 2
Coding region: 163-1395 (410 amino acids)
Biological process (GO): positive regulation of mitochondrial translation; mitochondrial tRNA 5'-end processing
Cellular component (GO): nucleoplasm; mitochondrion; nucleus
Molecular function (GO): tRNA binding
Source: RefSeq, a predicted model, not a curated record